Messenger RNA from Protopterus annectens (West African lungfish), 1339 nucleotides. It is a transcript of the gene EEF1E1, whose product is annotated as eukaryotic translation elongation factor 1 epsilon 1. The record is from RefSeq and is a predicted model, not a curated record. The transcript is spliced from 4 exons. Bases 98 to 619 code for a protein of 173 amino acids. Lineage: Eukaryota; Metazoa; Chordata; Ceratodontiformes; Protopteridae. Gene Ontology annotation, biological process: positive regulation of DNA damage response, signal transduction by p53 class mediator. Gene Ontology annotation, cellular component: cytoplasm; aminoacyl-tRNA synthetase multienzyme complex; nucleus.
CACAAAGUCGUAGCCUUUAAGGCGGAGAUAAAGAGCUCCAAUUGAAUUCUGGUUUGUUUGUUAGUAUCCUUAUAGCCUGGUGUUUCCACGAAGCAAGAUGGCUGUAGUCAAUGUGGAGGAGCUUUCGGCGCUGGAGAAGUACUUGGGAUUGACAAAAGGAAAUAAGUACAGUACUCGUGGAGACCAGCAGGUUCCUGUUCUGCAGACAAGUGAUGGGCCCAGUUUAGUUGGCCUCAUCACAAUAGCAGUUCAUCUUGCUAGGCAAGCCAGUAAAGGGCAUCUCCUGGGAAGCACAGCAGAGGAGAAGGCAAUUGUUCAGCAGUGGUUGGAAUACCGGAUUACCCAAAUCAGUGGGCUUACAAACAGAGAAGAUAUCUGCAGUAGUCUAAAGGAUUUGAACCAAUAUCUUGAAGAUAAAGUCUACCUGGCUGGACACAACAUGACUUUAGCUGACAUUUUAAUGUACUAUGGCCUUCACCCCAUAAUGGUUGGAUUUACAGUGCAAGAGAAGGAGAGAUAUCUCAAUGUGUCUCGAUGGUUCAAUCACAUACAGCACUGUCCAGGUGUAAGGCAACAUCUGUCAGGCAUUGUGUUUCUAAAGAACAGGCUUUACUGUUAAUGUGAACAAAGGACUAGCUGUGCCGUGCCACAAACCUACCCCAAAUUCACUUUGCACACUAUGAGAAUUCCAUUUAUUCACUCAUGAGUCUAACAGUUUCACAUCAUAUUUUAAUUUUUUUUUAUGGUUAGCAUUACUUGAAUUAAGUAUUUGAAGGAAUUCUUUGUCUUUAAAUGCGUAUACCUGGAACAGUCUUUGUGUCAGUUGCAGAUGGCGAUCAGAUUGGUCUUUCCAAGAAAAAACUGUACAUAGGAUGGGAAAUAUGAUUUACAGUGUUUUUGCUUAGUUUUCUCUGUGCUUAUUUGCCAUCCUUGAGGCUGCACCCUAUGAAGAAACUGACAUCCUAAAUUCAGAUUUGGCACUGCCAUGUGUCAUUGACCUAAUUUUUGGAUUUUAAUGCAGAGUAUGAGUCUUUGUACAUACAUUUUUGUUUUGGUGUUUAAUAUGGUCAUCCAUUCAGUGUCCUGAAAAGAAAAAAAUGGUUUAACAUUUUAAUGCAAGUUUUACUUGUGAUGUUGAAUGUGUAAUAUGUGGAAAUUUCUUUUUAUGUUUACAUUACAUUUUAGGUGAGUAACUGUGGUACAGAUACUAUGAAGGGAACAUGUGGUUUACUGUGCUUGCUGUUAAAAGUUACACCACAGUGCACUUUCUGCAGCAUUGUUGUCUUAUUUUAAUUUAAUGACUGGUUUAACAUCAAAUAAAUGCAACCAAUAAAAAAUA